AUGAGCACGUUUUACGAGAAUUGGUCUGGGAGCAGCAAGGAGCGAAGGCGGUGGAUACUCGCCAGGCUCGCCACCCUGUCCGACUCGUCCAAGUCCAAGAUCAGGGUGAAGACCAUCUUCAUCGAGGUGACGCUGACGAAACCCGACCUGGUGGACAACAUCUUGGAGCAGAAACUGGACAGGGACGUCCGAGAGGGUCGGCUGCGGAAUUCGCGCGAUCGAGACACCGCGGCGACGGAGUGGAAAGAUCGCGUCAACGACUAUCGCAAGCUGUACGUGACGCUGCAGGAGGACGGCAGCGAGGACGACCUGUCGUACAUCAAGCUCAUAAACUACGGCGAGAGGGUGCUCACGAAUCGCAUGCGCGCGUAUCUGCCGCAGCGAAUCGUGCAGUUCCUCACCGCCACGCAUCCCACGAAGCACACAAUCUACCUGUGCAGGCACGGCCAGAGCGAGUACAACACCACCGGGCGGCUGGGCGGUAACUCGCCGAUAACGGAGCGCGGGUGGGUGUUCGCGGAGAUCCUCGCGAGAUUCGCCGCGGAGCACGGGGCGUCCGUUCCGUCCAGGCUGUGGACCUCCUCCAUGUUACGCACCAUCCAGACCGCCGCGCUCAUCCCGCACCCGGUGCUCAAGCUCCCGGACGGGGGAAACUGGGAGAGCAUGUCGCCGCGGGUGUAUCGUAACAUCGACGAAAUAUUCGCCGGGGACUGCGAGGGGAUGACCCCGGACGAGGUCGCGGUGGCGCACCCGCAGGCGACGACGCUGCGGAAGAUGGACAAGAUCGGGUACCGGUACCCCCGCGGCGAGUCGUACUUCGACCUCAUAUCGCGGAUCGAGCCGUGCAUCCAGGAGAUGGAGAGCUACACCGAGCCGCUGCUCAUCGUGUCGCACCAGGCGAUCCUUCGGUGCAUAUUCGCGUACCUCACGGGCGUCGACAGGGAGUCCGCGCCCGGGAUGGAGACGCAGAUACAGCAGAACGUGGUGUACCAGAUCGACCUGGACGCGAGCAGCGAGGGGAAGAUCACGGGAGAUCCCAACCACCCGCCCGCCUUCGUCACGGUGCACGAUUUUCGAGAUGAGGUGGAGGCGAGGAUGAAUGAGCGACGAGCGUCGGGCGGGAGCGGGUACUACCCGCAGGGGCGAUGA
This is a messenger RNA of Micromonas commoda, 1149 nucleotides long. RefSeq lists its product with no specific name. Gene Ontology annotation, cellular component: cytosol. The record is from RefSeq and is a predicted model, not a curated record. The transcript has 2 exons. NCBI's taxonomy places the organism in Eukaryota, Viridiplantae, Chlorophyta, Mamiellophyceae, Mamiellales, Mamiellaceae. Gene Ontology annotation, molecular function: fructose-2,6-bisphosphate 2-phosphatase activity; ATP binding; 6-phosphofructo-2-kinase activity. Gene Ontology annotation, biological process: fructose 2,6-bisphosphate metabolic process; fructose metabolic process. The coding region runs from base 1 to 1149 and encodes 382 amino acids.